AUGGCCAUCCUGGGCGCCCUCAAGCUCGCCCCGUCUCCACCCGCCCUCGCCGGAGCCGCGCCACCGGCGACGUCUACGCCCGCGCGCUCCUCGGUGCACUUCCACCUCGCCAAUGCCGGCGCCGCCGCGCUCGUCGCCGCAUCGCUCCUCGUCGCCGACCCCGCCGUGGCUUUCAUUGUCCGCCCGCCGUUUACUUACCCUGCCUUGUUUCUGCUGUCCUCCCAAGGAGGAGGCCCGUACGGGAAGCAGGUGACGCGGGGGCAGGACCUCACCGGCAAGGACUUCAGCGGCCUGACGCUCGUCAAGCAGGACUUCAAGACGUCUAUACUGAGGCAGGCGAACUUCAAAGGCGCGAACCUGCUCGGCGCGAGCUUCUUCGAUGCAGACCUCACAAGCGCUGACCUCUCUGAUGCUGAUCUUCGAGGCGCCGAUUUCUCGCUGGCGAAUUUAACAAAGAUUUUACCGAUGUCCCGCUGCGGGACGAUCAACGGGAAUACCUCUGCAAAAUUGCUGACGGAGUGA
Miscanthus lutarioriparius is the source of this 522-nucleotide messenger RNA. Lineage: Eukaryota; Viridiplantae; Streptophyta; Magnoliopsida; Poales; Poaceae. The record is from the annotation of a GenBank genome assembly.